Molecule: messenger RNA, 1896 nt
Organism: Pistacia vera
Lineage: Eukaryota; Viridiplantae; Streptophyta; Magnoliopsida; Sapindales; Anacardiaceae
Product: SWI/SNF complex subunit SWI3A-like
Exons: 8
Coding region: 148-1881 (577 amino acids)
Molecular function (GO): protein binding
Source: RefSeq, a predicted model, not a curated record
GUCGGCAUCCUACUAGUCAAAUUCUUAUUGGUCAGUGACGUUUCUUAGCUACCUCUUGAAUACCCAAAAAACCUCAACUUCCCUAGACCUCCGAAAGAACGAAUAUCGUUAGAUCGGUUCCGACUCAACUCCCGAUCCAAAUCUGAAAUGGAUAUCUCACAACAUGACCCGAACUCUAAACCGAAUCGUUCCGGCGGACCCGACGUCGAACUCUAUACCAUUCCAAGCAACUCCAGUUGGUUUAGGUGGGAUGACAUUCACGAAACAGAGCGUAUCGCUCUAAAAGAGUUCUUUGAUGGGAGCUCAAUUUCAAGAACUCCUAAAAUAUACAAAGAAUACCGGGACUUCAUGAUAAAUAAGUACAGAGAAGAGCCUUACAGAAGGUUGACAUUCACUCAAGUUAGAAAGUCACUUGUGGGUGACGUUAGUUUGCUCCAUAAAGUCUUCAAUUGUUUGGAUAAGUGGGGUUUGAUAAACUUUGGUGCACCUGCGAGUGACAAUAGAGAUAACUUGGAGGACAUUAAACUUCAGGAUCAAGUUAGGGUUGAGGAAGGAGCCCCGAAUGGGGUUCGUGUGGGUGCAAUGCCAAAUUCUUUGAGACCACUGUCGCCUCCGCAGUCUGCAGGGGAAGGUAGAGUGCUGGAUGGUGAAAACGGGUUUAAAUUGCCCCUUCUGGCGUCGUAUUCAGAUGUUUUUGGUGAUUUGGUGAAGCUGAAGGGUUUGAAGUGUAUGAGCUGCGGAGAGAAAUGUGAUUCCGGAUGCUAUGAGUAUUGCAAGCAGGGUCGCUUCAUCAUUUGUGUAAAAUGUUUCAAAAAUGGAAAUUAUGGGGAGAACAAGUCCAUGGAUGAUUUUAAGUUUAAUGAUGGCAAUGGAAAAAAUGUUACUCAUGGAUCUACCUGGACUGAGGCUGAAAUCCUACUUCUUUUAGAAUCUGUUAUGAAGCAUGGGGAUGACUGGGAGCUUGUUGCUCAAAAUGUUAAAACUAAGAGUAAACUCGAUUGUAUUUCAAAGCUCAUUGAGCUGCCUUUUGGGGAGUUUAUAAUGGGUCCUGGCCGUGGAAGGGGUGGUCCUGAUGGCUCCACUGGUAGCUCGAAUAUUGCUACACAUGGACUGAUGCCUUCAUCUGAGCAUCACGACACUAAAGUUGAGGAUCAGGUUCAUGAGCAGAUGGAUGAGACUGAGCAAAAUGGAGAUGCUGCAAGCCAGGAACCUCCUGCAAAGAGAAUACGAAUUGCUUCCCUUUCGGAUGCUGGUGGUUCAUUGAUAAAACAGGUUGCUCUCAUCUCAACCAUGGGGGGCCCACAUAUAACUGCUGCUGCAGCCGAGGCUGCAAUCACGGCACUUUGUGAUGAAAGCUCAUGUCCAAGGGAGAUAUUUGAUGACAAUGAGGAGGCAUAUCAGGUCGGUGCUUUAGAGACAAAGGAAACAUCCUCCCAGUCAGGAAGUCAAGAGACAUGCACAGAAAAUAACGACAUACCUCUGACUUUACGUAUUAGAGCAGCGACAGCAACUGCUCUUGGGGUAGCUGCUUCUAAUGCCAAAUUAUUAGCUGAUCAGGAAGACAGGGAAAUUGAACAUUUAGUGGCCACCAUGAUUGAGACACAGUUAAAGAAAUUGCACUGCAAAAUCAAGCAUUUUGAAGAUCUGGAGCUGAUAAUGGAGAAGGAAUAUGCUGAAAUGUUGGAACUGAAAGAAUGUCUUGUAGCAGAGCGGAUUGACGUCUUGCAAAGGGCUUUGAGUGCUGGUGUAUCUAAAUGGAGAGAUCAUACUUAUAUUAAAUCGCAAACUGAAGCAAUUACUGUCUCUCUCUCUGGUUCUCUGUUAUGGGGUGCUGAUGCAAUUGGGUUGGAAUUAGGGUCAUGGAACAUUUUGCACCAUUAGUUUCGUGAAUUUUGU